This is a messenger RNA of Acanthoscelides obtectus, 1805 nucleotides long. Lineage: Eukaryota; Metazoa; Arthropoda; Insecta; Coleoptera; Chrysomelidae. The record is from the annotation of a GenBank genome assembly.
GUCACUGUCACACUCGUGGACAAAUGUUUACUUUUACUUUGGUUUACUGUUUACUUACAUCUGCGUAUCUUUCAAACAAGUCUUCAAAUACAGUGUGCAUUUAACUUUUGUAUAUAAAUGACCGUGUCCAAAUUAUGGUUGUUGCUCAUAAAGCAACGUCAAUGAGCAGUAUUAAUAGUUUAGAUAUAUAUUUACAUGAUGCCGACAAGCAGUCGACUGAAAUAUACUCCGGUAAAUAAUCCAGAUGGCAACGAAAAUGUAGAUUUUCAACCAGUGAAACGAGAGUUUUUCUCAUCGUCAUGCCUCUGGUCAUCUCUGUUUACAGGGAUCCUGAUAGGCAUUUAUUACAUCCCUUCCAUAGGACUAACAUUUUAUCAAAGAUGGUUGUUCCAGUCCUUCAGGUUUCCAUUAAUAACAGUUCUAAUACAUAUGAUUGUGAAAUAUGUGUUAGCAAUGAUACUUCGCAAAAUAAUAUCAAAGAAACAAGGCAAACCAAGAAUUCAACUGAGCUGGAAAGAAUAUGUUUUAUCUGUAUCCCCCACUGGAAUAUUCAGUGGUAUUGAUAUUGGGUUUUCAAACUGGGGGUUGGAGCUGAUCUCUGUUUCUUUUUCACAGCCUCGAAAAAUGUUGUUCCUGUUAGGUAAUCAGAUGUAGAAACCCAGCCCUAUAGAAUCACAUCUAUACUCAGAAUCACAAUGCAGUAGCUGUUACCAAUACUAAUCUUCUACAAACAGGGAUUAAAUUUGAACUUUUAUCAAUUGAAGCUUGUAUCAAUUUAAUUUUUUUGUUUGCAGAUACACAAUGACUAAGUCAACAACCAUCGUAUUCAUACUAUUGUUUUCUUUGUUAUUCAAGUUAGAAAAAAAGUCAUGGAACUUAAUUGUGAUUGUUGUGAUGAUAACCAUAGGACUAAUUUUAUUUACGUAUAAAUCGACGCAAUUCAAUUUUCUUGGAUUCGUUUUAUUACUGUUAGCAUCAAUAUCAAGUGGUAUCAGAUGGACAUGUAUCCAGCUAUUGCUGCAGAAGUCCAAAAUAGGGAUGAAGAAUCCGCUAGAUAUGAUGUAUUACAUGCAACCAUGGAUGAUUAUAUCUGUUUUACCUUUCGCGAUGUGGAUAGAAGGUGGAGAUGCUAUCAGAAAUUGCCAAUUGAUGGGGUUUUCACAUGCCUCAACAUUUUUAAGACUGAGUUUAAAAGUUUUACUAGGUGCAUUUAUCGCAUUUUUUAUGGAGUUUAGUGAGGUUACUGUGGUAACUUACACUUCUAGCUUAACGUUAGGCAUUGCCGGUAUAUUUAAGGAGAUAUUCCAACUGGUGCUGUCCGUAGAGUACGCAGGUGACCAGUUGUCGCCCCUAAAUGUGGUAGGCCUGUGCGUCUGUCUAGGCGGAAUCACCUGCCACGUGGUGCACAAGAUACGUGGGGAGGCCCUGAAGCCGGCGUCUACGGUGAAAGCAGUUUCGCAGAGGCACUCAGACUACGACCUGGACCUGGAGCCGGAUGACAUGAGGGACCAGCUGAUCAAUGGCAGGCUCGAGUGCGAGCCAAUCAGUGACGAUGAUGACGCACGUAGUGAGACCGAAAUACUGUUUGACAUACUGAACAGGCGGGAUAGAUAGCACUGCACCAGAGCGAGUAGUUGACAGUAUUUGUAAAAUGACAAGUGAAAUACAAAGACUUUGAUUAUCAUAGGGAAGCAUUUUAUGUAUUUUUUAAGUUGUAAGUGAAAAUGUCCAUAUUUGUAACUCACAAUUAUUAUUUGUUAUUAUCCGUUUUUAUGGAUAAAUUCAGAAUAAACGUUAUUUAUCAA